AUGAAAUAUUGCAUAUUAUUGUUCUAUCUUGUUUUUGUGUCAUCAUCAUUCAGUGUGAACACAAAUGAUCAAUUCAUCGUGGAUUCCGAUGGUUUAAGACGAGUAUUUCAUGGUGUAAAUGUUGUUUACAAAUUGCCCCCAUUUUAUCCACCAGUAUCAGAAGGAUUUGAUCCCAAUGAUUCACUAUCCGAUUUCGAUUUGGAUAAUUUGAUCUCUUGGGGAAUGACAUUCAUUAGAUUGCACGUGGCAUGGGAGGGAGUCGAACCAGUUAGGGGAUAAUACAAUUACACCUAUUUAGAGGAAAUCGACAAAAUAGUAAAGAGGUGUGAAGCCAAAGGAAUAACAGUGUUGUUGGACUCCCAUUAAGAUGUAUUGAAUAGAUUCUUUUGUGGAAAUGGAUUCCCUGAUUGGACAAUUGCCAGAACUAAGGCAAAGGCAUUUAAGUUCCCAUAUCCUUAUGUAUUCUCUAAGAUACACACCGAUGAGGAAGGAGUUCCUAUCAUUGAGGAUUGUUUAAAGAAGAAAUUCGCUCUUUAUUAUGUAACAGCCGAAGCUUCUAAAACAUUCUAAAAUCUUUUUGACAAUAAGGAUGGAAUAGCAGAUUCAUUUGCUGAAUACUGGGGUGUUGUUGCUAAUUACUUUAAAGAUCACAAGAAUGUCAUAGGAUAUGAAAUUAUCAAUGAGCCAAUUCAAGGAUCUAUAUACCAUAGCAUUAGAGAAUUCUUGUUCCCCAAUUAUGGUAAUAAUCACAAUCUUUUGCCUCUUUACAGAAAAGUGCAUAAGGAAAUCAGAAAGUUUGAUGAUAAGAAGAUAAUCUUCUUUGAACCAGGAACCACUGAUCUUAUAGGUGCUGGAUUUAAAGAUACUCCAGGAGGUGAAGAAUACAAUGAUAGAGAAGUGUACAGUUAUCACAUUUAUUGCUUUAAUGUUGAUGAUUACAGUAUUCCAAAGAAUGAGAAAGUAUGCAAUUACAUGGAUUCAUUCUUCUUUGCAACCAAAGAGGGUGUUGCCAAGCAUUUAGGAGUUGGCAAAUUUUUGACUGAAUUCGGAGCUAUUCUUGAUACUCCAAAAGGAAACAAGGAACUAGAUUACCUAUUAGACUUAAUGGAAUCCAAAUUCACUUCUUGGGCUUAUUGGGAAUUUAAGUAUUAUGCUGACGUCACAACUCAAGCUCAUCCUGGAUAGAUAGAGUCCUUCUAUGAUGAGUUUGGAUAACUAUACACAAACAAAGUCAAGACUCUUAGUAGACCAUACGUGACUAAGAUAUGUGGUAGUCCCAACAGUUCCACCUUCAAUGUAGUUGAUGAGAACUCUCAUUUCUUGGACUUAGAUUGGUCUGUCAGCAAGAAAUGCAAUGGAAAACAAACAGAGUUGUUCUUGUCCAGAGAGUUUUAUUUCGAUGAGGUUUACGUCCACUUCGAAAAUUGUGCUGGAUGCACCUUGGAAGCUAUAAGCAAGUCAUACUAUGUGGUUGUAUUGCCUGAUAAUAUCAAAGAAAGAACAACAAUCUCUUUGACCGUGACCAAUUAUGAAUGAAACAAAUUUAAUUAUUUCAUCAAAAUAUUUGUCUC
Messenger RNA from Paramecium tetraurelia, 1571 nucleotides. RefSeq lists its product as uncharacterized. Gene Ontology annotation, molecular function: hydrolase activity, hydrolyzing O-glycosyl compounds. The record is from RefSeq and is a predicted model, not a curated record. Lineage: Eukaryota; Ciliophora; Oligohymenophorea; Peniculida; Parameciidae. The transcript has 3 exons.